Messenger RNA from Pundamilia nyererei, 3975 nucleotides. It is a transcript of the gene ensab, whose product is annotated as endosulfine alpha b. The transcript is spliced from 3 exons. Gene Ontology annotation, molecular function: protein phosphatase inhibitor activity. The record is from RefSeq and is a predicted model, not a curated record. Gene Ontology annotation, cellular component: cytoplasm. The coding region runs from base 16 to 525 and encodes 169 amino acids. NCBI's taxonomy places the organism in Eukaryota, Metazoa, Chordata, Actinopteri, Cichliformes, Cichlidae.
CCGGCCCUAACGGUGAUGUCAUAUGUCGUUACGCCAUUUUUGUUGGAGAGCAGUCGUGUUCAGAAAAGCAGGAUUAGAUUCAGUACAGGUACACAAAACGGUACCUUGAAUAAUCAUCUCUUUGAGUUGGUCCAGCAACCGACGAGACACCUGCGUGUCCUCCACACUCACAAAAUGUCGUCAGAAAACCUGGACUCGGAUACUCAGGUGGACUACGAGGACGAAAAACAGGACUCUCAAGAGAAAAAUGCAAACCCAGUUAAAGCAGAAGAGGCGAAGCUGAAGGCCAAAUAUCCUGGUCUGGGCCAGAGACCCGGUGGGUCAGACUUCCUGAUGAAGAGACUACAAAAAGGACAAAAGUACUUUGAUUCGGGUGACUACAACAUGGCCAAGGCCAAGAUGAAGAACAAACAGCUUCCUGUGGCAGGGCCUGACAAGAAUCUGGUAACUGGUGACCACAUUCCCACGCCACAAGAUCUACCCCAGAGGAAGUCCUCCUUGGUGACCAGCAAGCUAGCUGGCUAGCCUUCGUCAUUCAAGAAGCACCCUCCCCCCCUUACCCCCCGGGAUUCCCAGCAAGCAUCCCUCCUCCACUUCACCUGUGUCCCCAAUAUGUCCAUCCACUCCCCUCUCUUCCUUUUACAUCCCCAGGCACCACUGGCUUUAACAUAUCGGGCAGAGUUGUAUAAGUUAAAACUCCAUUUGCUUAUAUGUGGGUGGGGCGGGAUGGGAGGGACGGAGGUUUAGGCGGCCCACAAGGUCACAGCCUUCUCUGCCUUCCCACAACGCACAGCUCUGCCCCCUCUGUGCACUCUGCGCUACCGCCUCCCUUAUAUCUUGGUUUUCAGUGUUCCAAGAUGCAUUACAGUAGGUGUGUGUGUCAUCGGGCAGGGGUUGGAUGGGAUGAGUUAAUGCACUUUGUAUUCUGUAUAGUAUUUUUUUUUUUUUCAUUUUUGCAUCCUGAAUGACACCAAAAUAAUGUGUGUACGGGAGUUAGGAACCAUGAUCACAAUGUGUUCUUUGAGCUUCAUCUUCCCUUUCUAUGCUGGUAGCUAGCUUCAGCGGGAGGGUUUGGAAGAUAUAUGUGAAUAAUUGCUUGCUUACCAAAUCUGUGAGGGGCAGCUUAAGGGAUACUUGGCAUUCACUAACACCCUAUUGGGAAAUGAGUGGAAGUUUCCUUGCAUCUCACCCCUUCAGUCACUUCAGUCAAAUAUAAUCUGACGACAACUGCUGCAGCUCAUCCAGGCAGGGAUUUGAAACACUUUUUUCUCUGUCUGUGUGCUUCUGUUGCUUUUAUUUCCUACACCUUUUGCUCCUGGUUCUCUCAUUUAAAAAAAACAUGGCUGCAUGUUUGUAAUAUGUAACAAAAAAAAAAAAGAAAAUUAACAUGCUUUUGUAACAGGAGUGGAGCAGCUGCUUAGUAAGUGAUCAAAACAACCACCUAAAGUCCUGAAAUGUCCACAGUCACACUUCUUUACUUGCUUUGCUUUAUGCUAUUCUGACAAUCCAUGUACACACGCUCCUGUUUGCUGCCCAGGGUGGGAGCCAGUUGAGUAUAUCCUGGUAUUAUUUUUAAAGGCUGGGAACCCUGCCAGCCUAUGAGCUCAGCCUUUGUGUGGUUGCUGUUGAGAUGCAUCAAGAUAUGUGCUAACUAUGAGCCUAAAAGAUUUGUUGGGGGGGAAGCACCCUGCAUAGUGUAUAUGCUUCUGUAAAUAAUACUCAAACAAGCACGUAACUCGUGAUAAGCUUAGCGCUUUAAGGACUGAACCGGCUAGCAUGCCUGAGAGAAAUGGUAGUGCUAAAUCAACUCAGUUGGGAUUACACCCUAGGAUUUCUGGCUUGGAUAUUCUUUGCUUUAACAACUGAGCCGAAUUCCACAUUGCAAGCCCAGAGGCUGUGGAUACACUUGUCUUUUCAAUGUGACUGUUACUAUCCAAUCAUCCUGCUUACAUUGCAAUGUGAUGAGGCAGCUUUGAGCCCACACUGAUCUGGCUAGAGAUGUAAGGAGUGAUGUGGCUUCCACAUAUCUUUCUGGCUAUUUUUGAAGCACUGAUGCAAGCACUUCUAAAGGUUUUGUAUCCAGCCACAAAAGUCUCAUUGAGAUGACAAAAAGUACCCAGAGUCGUUGCAGUCAUACUUGUGUCUUUCAAGGCCAUAUGUAAAGUACAUUUUUUUUAGUAUUUAAGGGUUGACUAUGAAAAAAAGCCUAAUUCUGACAGUGAUUUCUAAUUUCAUGUAAGAGAAUGUUUUAAUACUUAAGAAUGAACAGUAUGUCAUAGUGGUUCCCUUAACAGCUGACCUCCUUUCACUGCAGUUCACAUAAUGAAACACUAACCUUAGUUUAAAAAAAGUUCAACUACUUCACUAAAAUCUCAGCUGGAGUAUUGCCCUACAUUACUACCGGCACGUCGUAGAAGUUUAUUCUCUCCAAAACUCACACUACUCAUAUGGAUGUUUGAUCUCAGGGGUGUUAGAGGGUAAACGACAGGCAACCUGAUAAGUGCAGCUCUAUAACGCAUCAUCACGGGCUUAAAGUGGAACAGGGCAUAUCUGCAGGAGCGCCAACACUUGCGAAGCAGAGAGAGAUUUUAUAACACAUGGUGAGGGGGUAAUCCCACCUGUUAUCGUGAUUCAGCUUCUGAAACAGGUCAAUGGAACGAUCGCUAAAUCUCUAGACUUUGAAUGUGCGCCCUUCGCACAGUCAAGAAUCUGAACUGGAUGCCGGCACUCACUGAGAAUCAGUGUAAAUUACUGCUUCAGGGAACCUUCACAAACGCACACUCCACCACGUAGGCUAGGUAACAGGGUGCAUGCACCAUCACGUUCUCGACCUCACUUAUUUUUCAAUGAGACUUUAAAAUGUGUCAAAGUUGCAGUGGGUGAAAGAGGACUGACUUGUGCAUAUAUGCUUGUUGUUGUGGUGGUGUAUGAAUGCACUGCUUUUCUCUGUUCCAGCUGUUGUAAAUAGACUUAAACAGGAAAUUAUUUUUGUUGUUUCCCACUUGCGUUCCACUCUUUCAUAGCCCAAGCUAUUUCUGAUUCAAUGGUUCCUCUCUCCUUUCUGUUUAACACUACUUCUGCUGUAUCUUAUUGUAUCGCAGAGGCUAUGUGAAUCUGUAUCAAAUGGAAAUAUGUGUAAAUGCUGCUGAUUCAGUCAAUGACAAAUCUAAGAGAGCAUACCCUGUAAAGAACAUCUGUCCUCUUGAUUCUGCCAGUCUGACUCUUUAAGCAUCUCACUUCAAGAGUCAUAAAGCUCCUGUGGCAAAAACUGGUUACAUGUUAACUAUGUUAAACUUCAACUUAAGUGCAGAUUCCAAAAAAUAAAUGCAUCGUUGGUUUGGAACAAAUGUGUGGUCUAGCCAGAUCUUAAAAUUCUGAACUGCUUUGUCACUUUGAUAAGAACAGACUAUUGUGUUGUGUUUAAAAAGCCUACAUUCUUUCUGCUUCAAGAAGUAAGCCCAGGUUAAAUAAAGAAAAGGUUAAUAUGCUGUGAUGUUAUGAAACAACAGUGGAGAGAUGUUCUUGAAUGCUACUUGAUGUUUGGCUUUGCAAGGAGCAGUGCAACAAGAGGAAAUAGCGGGUAGGUUUCAUACCCAACACACAGGGUGUCUCUUGUUCAGCUAUGAUAAAUAUGUGCCAGAAUGUAUAAAAUAAUUAACAGGCUGUGUGCUCUGAAGUACUUUUGUGCUGCUUUUACCUUAUCUGUUUUCUUGUUUUGCAAGUAAUAUUUUUUUUCUUGUGUUCUCUUAAUGCAUAAUUAGUAUAUUUCAUCCUGGCCCAAGACUGCAGGGAAAUCAGAUGCACCCUUGCUUCCAAGAAAAAAAAGGGUUUACAUGAUAAACAGGAUGACUGGAGAAUACAGGAAUGAUUUUAAGACUUCAGAAGUACAAGGGUACUUGGAAUGUUUAAGUUGUGUGGAAGUAGGUGAGAGGAUUUUUGUCAGUAUUUGAAAUAAACUUUUACAUUAAUAAGGUG